Galendromus occidentalis (western predatory mite) is the source of this 1398-nucleotide messenger RNA. RefSeq names its product acetylcholinesterase-like. Lineage: Eukaryota; Metazoa; Arthropoda; Arachnida; Mesostigmata; Phytoseiidae. Gene Ontology annotation, cellular component: plasma membrane. The transcript has a single exon. The coding region runs from base 1 to 1398 and encodes 465 amino acids. Gene Ontology annotation, molecular function: acetylcholinesterase activity. Gene Ontology annotation, biological process: choline metabolic process; acetylcholine catabolic process. The record is from RefSeq and is a predicted model, not a curated record.
AUGCCAUCACCCGAAGAAAAGACCACGACGUCUUCCGCAAUUGACCAAGAUUUGUUGAAAACGACCGAAAAAGAAGCCGAGUUCAAUGUCAUCGAUUUUCCAGAUGCACCAAAGGUCGUGUUGGCGCAGGGCGAAGUCGUUGGCUUGAGCAUUGUCACUGCGAACGGAAAGAUCCUUGACGCCUAUUUCGGAGUGCCUUAUGCCGAGAAACCCGUGAGGUUCGCUCGUGCCAAAGAGAUCAGAGCGUGGACAGGUGUCAGAACGGCCUUCGUCGCGAGAGAUCCGUGUCCUCGGAGAAACCCGGGAAUCGUUAUUGAAUCGUGUCUGUACCUCAACGUCUUGAAGCCGCGAGGGAGCGAAAGCCUUCCUCUUCUCGUCUGGUUCCUCGGUGACGGCAUGAACGGCGAAGAAGAUUCUCUUCGAAUGAACUUCUCUGCCUUAGCAGCCACCGAAAACAUUGUUGUAAUAACAGUGUCGUUCAGAGUGGGUGUUUUCGGUUUUCUCAAUGCAUCGCUGGAUGACAUUCAAGGAGACAUCGGCAUACACGAUCAAAGGCUUGCGUUGGAAUUCAUCAAUGAGAACGUAGAAGCAUUCGGCGGCAGGCGAGACAAAAUCACAAUAGGGGGAUUUGGCUUUUCUGGUUCCAUCGCGGGUAUGCAUCUGCUGGACGAAACGGCUUCGCAUCUCUUCCAGAGAAUCGUCCUACUCUCGGGAACUCCGUUCAUGUUGAACAGAAAAACGUUCAGGAAUCCUCUCCAUGAAUUUCUACGGGUCGUGCGAUGCGAUGCUCUGGACCCAGUUGAAACUGUGGAGUGCAUCAGGAUGAAGCAUACCUCCGAGCUGCACUCGGGACUGAACUUCGGUCCGAAUUCCGGAGGCGGAACGAAUCUUCCAGGUUAUACUAGCGGGAAUGCUAAGAUUCGAGGACAACAAAUCCUGCUCGGCUCGUACGCGUACAGCGGGUGGAAAGACGACACCGACAUCAGGGAGUUUGUUUCGUCGAGAGAUCCCGAUUCAGACAGAUUGGUCAUGCUCAAAGAGGCUGUGGAGCUUUGCUUCGACUCGCCUAUGGCUUCGGUGGAGAACAGGAACAUUUUCCGCGCCUAUGCUCCCUCGGCGCCGAAUAAUCUUCAAGGGAAGAAUUUCGGACCCGAGAUCCUCAGACUGAUCGGGGAGAUGAGACAGGAUCUGCUGCAUCGCUGCGCCAGCUAUUUCUGGGCUCGAAAUUCGGGUCUUGCGAAUGAAAUCUUCGUCUUCGAAAUAGAGUUUUCGGAGAAGCCUCGGAGCGAGUUAAAAUUCCUCCUGGAUCCUUCGAAUGACAUCGACCGAAGUCGGAAGUCGUCCGAUCUGAGCCGCGACGUCAGACAGCAAUUGGUAUCCUUCAUCAGGGGAGGGUAA